Raphanus sativus (radish) is the source of this 1661-nucleotide messenger RNA. RefSeq lists its product as uncharacterized. NCBI's taxonomy places the organism in Eukaryota, Viridiplantae, Streptophyta, Magnoliopsida, Brassicales, Brassicaceae. Bases 193 to 1416 code for a protein of 407 amino acids. The record is from RefSeq and is a predicted model, not a curated record. The transcript has 12 exons.
AGAGCAUGUGGGUGGAUUGCAUCCAACGCUCAGACCUAUAAGUAACUCUGUUUCCACCUUCUUCUCUCCCAUCAUACUCUAGAACAUUCAAACCAACCUUCCUUCCUUCACAUGCCUUCUCUGUUCUUCUGGUGAUAAUAUAUUGUUACCAAAAAAGCAUAACAUAGAACGAGCGAGACAGAGAGAGGGAGCAUGGGGUGUGCUACGUCUGCUUGUGCUGGUGUGGAAAGGAAGAACAAGAGGAGUAUCAUUCAAGAAUCAGUAGUUUUUCUUCUACAGCUCCGUGUUCCUGUUCAGUCUGAUCAUCAGCGUCAACUCAAAGGCGUUGCUUCCAAGACAACCAUCGACCGAUUGGCAUAUCUGAGGAAUCAGAUUCAGUUGGUAGCUGAGGACACAGGUGGUUCUGCCUUUUCUGGGCUACGUACAGCUUUAGAGGAGUACCUGUCUCUUCUCACCGGUCUUAUCAAGAAAAAAAAGGAUGGUAUGGAGGGAUGUGUAGAGUUCAAAUGGAAACCCCUUGGAGAUUGUCAAAGAGCAGAGCUAUGUUUCACAAACCUUUGGAUAGAUAUGCUGACAGUGAUACACAUGAUGGCUGCUUUGGCAUUGGCUGAAGCUAACUCUCUUAUGAUUCCAGAGGAUAGUUCUGCUUCUGGCCAUGGCGUCUGUGUGGUCUCCAGUGGUUGCAAGAGAGACGCUGUUGACUUGCUGCUCAAGGCGUCUGGAUACUUGCAGUUCUGCACCCAAGAGAUUCUGCCUCGCAUUCCUCCUGAUGUAAAGAGUAAAUUGCCAGAUGAUAUGCAAGAGAGUGUUUUGCAAACUCUUUCAAUCCAAGCACUUGGCCAGGGAACUGAGUUUCAACUUGGGUUAGCAGUUAAUUGCAAGAACGUUACACUGCCUGUGAAGAGAAGGCUUGCAUGUGAGCAAGUCAUCUAUUUCUCUAAGGCAUAUCAAUGCUUGUCUGGUUGUGACGUAGUCAGCAAUGUGUGCGCCAAAAAGCUUCUCCUCUUCAUCUUCUGGAAGUUUCUGGAAGCAAAGGCUGCAGCAUACUACUACCAUGGACUGGUAACAGACAAGGGAAGUGAGCCAGCUUGCCACGCGAGGGCAGUGUGUUGUUUCCUCGCAGCUUCAGAGAUCCUAGGAGAAAGCAAGAAGGCCUGUGUUGACUUCUAUUUGUCUCCUCCUGUAACCAGGGCUCCUCCUAUUUGGGGGGUUAUGAAGCAUUUGAGCCAGAAGAUUCCAGAAAUUGCUUUUAAAAAAUAUCAAAUGUAUGGAUACUUGCUUAAAGAAGAGGGAAAGGUGAUGCAGGGUUUGCCAGAGCUACCAGACUUUCAAUUGUCACUGAUACCAGAGGAGUUUGACCUGCCUGAUAUCGAAGCCGUCUCUUUUGCCAAAAAAACAGACCCAUUCGCUUAUUGAAAACUAGUCUGAGAUUGAGAAUCAUGAUGAUGUCUGAUGAGGAACUUGAGAUCACCUUUGAGCAGCACUCUCUACACAUAAUCAUUGGAUUUUUCAUCACUUAUAAAUGUGAUGUAGCAUGGUUAUUCUAGAGUUACUUCUUUUACGCUAGUUUCUCGUCAGACACAAAAAAAAAAAAAUCUGAUAAGUACACUUGAGUACUGUCUGUAAUAUCUAUCUGAGUGACGAACAAUUUUGCUAAUAAA